Messenger RNA from Physcomitrium patens, 2721 nucleotides. Its product is annotated as putative receptor-like protein kinase At1g80640. Gene Ontology annotation, biological process: protein phosphorylation. Gene Ontology annotation, molecular function: protein kinase activity; ATP binding. The record is from RefSeq and is a predicted model, not a curated record. Lineage: Eukaryota; Viridiplantae; Streptophyta; Bryopsida; Funariales; Funariaceae.
GGCACUGUAACUCAGAGUUGUCACUUCCACAACAUCUCCUCUCUCAUGCAAGCUGCCGUCACUGAACGCUCUUCCUGCCCAUCUGUGAGGAUUUUAUCUUUUUACUUUUAAUAAUUCGGAGUACGACGUAGAACUCGAUCGUAAAUUUCAAAGCUCCCCAGGGUCCAUGUCAAGCAAAAGAGUACCCAAGAGUACGCCCGCAAUGUUUGUUAGUGCCCAAGUAGCUGGCGAGCGGUGCGAAACCUGGCGUCGGUUUGUACUUUCCAAAGUCUGGAGUGCUGGAGUAGUAACUUGGCACCUAACAAUCACCCAGUCUGGCUAGCGAUCUGGUGAGAGAGACAGCAAAGAGCUAUCUAGUAGGAGAUUUCUGGGAGCGGGUCGAAGAAUUGCCCUUGUUACAUGGGAUUCUUUCGAAUUUGAAGUAUGGGAGUAGGAGUAGAGCGCAAGGAGCCCACUCAAGAACCUUGCAAGAUAGCGGAGACUUCGGGAGAGGUUGGCAUGGAAACUGAGGCUUCAAUUGCAGAGCGGCUUGAGGAUUUCGGAGCGAUUUUUAGUUAAGCUUUGUUGAAAACAGUCGUUUCCUGGCCCGUAUUGGAGGCAGCAGGGGGUUGACGUUACCCUCCACGUAGGGAUUCUACUGCACCCAGAUUUCGGAGACUAUUGCUAUUUCCUCCUUUCUGUGAAGAUUCAUUCGCAGAGUAAUUCGCCGAAACUAACGACAGGGGCGCCUGACCUUCUCUUGAUUGGAUGGGUGUUUCCUCGAGUUCAAACCGAGUGAUUAAAAAAUGGCGGGAUCCCAGGAGAUUAAACUUGUUGUAUUCUACGUUAUUGCUGUCUCUGCCAUCAGUUGGGUUGAACUGGCUCAAGGAUACAGACUACUUCCGAGCGAAUCUCAACGUCAGCAUUUGCCUCUGAGCACUCCAGAUACAAAUUUAGAAGAUCCUGCAAUAAGGGUCGGGCACGGUCGUUAUGCACGAGAUCAACGUUCGGUAGUCCCGGAUGCGGUCUUCAACACUCCUUACGCAGAGAAGUCUCGGCAUCUGCUGGACUUCGAAACUCCAGCCGCUUGGAACCAUGUGAACGUAAACUGGUUGCUAGUCGCCAUCCUCACCCCUACCUCCUUGGUAGCCGUGGGCAUCGUCAUUCUUCUGUUGGUGCUCUGUGCUCGCAAGCAGCGGAACAGCAAACCCAGCAUGCUCAUCUGGACCAAUCAGUCCACUUUGCAGCGCCAAUGUGACGGCGUUGACUUCAGUUCAGAUUCCUCCACAGGGUCGACGAGGUUCGAGACGAUGAAAUUUGGGCCGUGGUUGAAUCACCUUCAAAGUAUCAAAAGUUGCGUGAAGAGCGGAGGCCUGGCCGCCGCGCCUUGCUCAUUGGCCUACUCUCUUUUACAAACUGCUACGAACAACUUCAGCUCCUCCAAUUUGCUGGGCGAGGGAAGUUUCGGGCAUGUGUAUAAAGCGAGACUCGAUUAUGAUGUCUAUGCCGCUGUAAAGAGACUUACCAGCGUAGGAAAACAGCCCCAAAAAGAACUCCAGGGAGAGGUGGAUCUGAUGUGCAAGAUAAGACAUCCCAACUUGGUGGCUCUCCUGGGCUAUUCAAAUGACGGCCCAGAGCCCUUGGUUGUGUACGAGCUCAUGCAGAAUGGUUCACUUCAUGAUCAGCUUCAUGGCCCCUCAUGCGGGAGUGCACUCACCUGGUACCUACGACUAAAGAUUGCUCUUGAAGCUGCCAGAGGACUGGAGCACCUGCAUGAAAGCUGCAAGCCUGCAAUAAUCCACAGAGACUUCAAGGCAUCCAACAUCCUCUUGGACGCCAGCUUCAAUGCGAAGGUGUCCGACUUUGGUAUAGCGGUAGCUCUGGAGGAAGGUGGCGUGGUGAAAGACGACGUACAAGUGCAAGGCACCUUCGGGUACAUUGCUCCUGAGUACCUGAUGGACGGGACAUUGACAGAGAAGAGUGAUGUUUACGGAUUUGGAGUAGUAUUGCUUGAGCUGCUGACAGGCAGACUGCCCAUUGAUACGUCCUUACCACUCGGAUCGCAAUCUCUAGUGACAUGGGUAACACCCAUACUAACUAACCGAGCAAAGCUGAUGGAAGUUAUCGACCCCACCCUUCAAGAUACGCUGAACGUGAAGCAACUUCACCAGGUGGCCGCAGUGGCAGUCCUUUGCGUCCAAGCGGAACCCAGCUACCGCCCUCUCAUCGCCGACGUGGUUCAGUCACUGGCUCCGCUGGUGCCUCAAGAGCUCGGCGGCGCAUUGCGAGACCCAAAGUCUCAAUGCUUACACAGCGAUAGCGGCAAACUGUCGGUGGACCCACUCUGCGGUGCCGAACUCAUGGACACCGAGCUGCCGUCUUUCAACUCGCAACGAUCGGACUACAGUUUGUAUUCCGUCGGCGACGAUUCGUCGAUAUCGAGGAGUUCAAUUCUGGAUAGAUCCCGAUCCUGGGAGCACGUGACCCGCAGCUUGGAAUUACAGCAACGAUUCGACGAUCAAGGCAAUUGAUGAAAUAUCGACACACCAACACACCGACACACCGCACCGCACCACACCCCAAAUUCCCUCCGUUGAUUCAAUAUACCGUUGACUCAGAGUAGCAUAUUUUCAUGAGUUGUUUGCUUUUAUAGUUUAUGGGUUACUGUUACUUUACUCUUGUGCCUUUCGUCACACAGGAAUUAAAUCGCAUUUUGUCUGCGAAUUGUGCAUUCUUCUCUUC